Molecule: messenger RNA, 2243 nt
Organism: Leptonychotes weddellii (Weddell seal)
Lineage: Eukaryota; Metazoa; Chordata; Mammalia; Carnivora; Phocidae
Source: RefSeq, a predicted model, not a curated record
AUGGCUGACGCCAGCAUUCAAGGAAACCACGGGCCGCCCUUUGUCAGCUCAGCUCUGACUGGCACCAGUAUCCAUCAGGCUCCAGAGCUGCGAGUAUCCUCUUCAUCUCAUGGCCUUGUCAGACUUUACUGCCUCCUGGACGGAUGGCCUGCCACCCAUAGCUCGUGCCCCUGGUACGCCCUGUGGUGUCCAUUGGGGUCAUUGUAUUCGAUCACCCUUACUGUUUUUCCUUGUGUCUUCCACAGGCCUUAUUUUGAACUCAAGGCCAAGUACUACGUGCAGCUUGAGCAACUGAAGAAGACCGUGGAUGACCUGCAGGCCAAACUGGCCCUGGCGAAAGGCGAGUACAAGACGGCCCUGAAGAACCUGGAGAUGAUCUCGGACGAGAUCCACGAGCGGCGACGCUCCAGUGCCAUGGGGCCUCGGGGCUGCGGCGUGGGGGCUGAGGGCAGCGGCACGUCUGUGGAGGACCUGUCAGGGAGCAAGCCUGAGCCAGAUGCCGUUUCUGUGGCCUCCGAGGCCUUUGAAGACGACAACUGCAGCAACUUCGUGUCUGAAGACGACUCGGAAACCCAGUCGGUGUCCAGCUUUAGUUCGGGGCCAACGAGCCCGUCCGAGAUGCCUGACCAGUUCCCCGCAGCUGUGAGGCCUGGCAGCCUGGACCUGCCUAGCCCCGUGUCUCUGUCGGAGUUUGGGCUGAUGUUCCCGGUACUGGGCCCUCGCAGUGAAUGCAGUGGAGCCUCCUCCCCCGAAUGUGAGGUAGAACGAGGAGACAGGGCAGAAGGGGCAGAGAAUAAAACGAGUGACAAAGCCAACAACAACCGAGGCCUCGGCAGCGGCGGCAGCAAGAGCCAGAGUAGCACCGCCCGCGAGGGCCAGGCCCUGGAGAACAGGAUGAAGCAGCUCUCCCUGCAGUGCUCAAAGGGAAGAGACGGGGUUAUUGCUGACAUACAGAUGGUGCAGAUUGGCUGAUCCCUGCAAAGCCCUGGCCCAAGUGCAGAGCAGUAUUUAUACACGAAGCUGUAUGGAGAACAUUGUGCCAAUAAUCAUUUACUGUAUGCCAAAUCUUAAGCGUUUACUCUAAACUGCACUAAUGACGUUGUGACCUUGAGGGCUGAAGAGCUUUCUUCUGGGAAAGAGCUCGUGGGCUGGUUUGUUUUUCAGAGCAGAGGCGUUGUUGGAGUGGGCUGUGACCAGGGUCACAGCCUUUGUGGAAUAUUCCCCAUAACAGUGUUAUGGAAGCAAUAACUAGUUCCUGUCAAAGAACCCGAGCCAAGAAAGGGGCUGGGAAGCUGAGCCAAACGGGGGUCAACAGCUCGCUUCCCUUUCCCUUCUCUUAACCUCAAUUUGGGAACAUGGAGAUGGUGUCUCCUUUAUAGCCCAGGGGAUCGACAUGAAAAAACACAAGAACAAACUCAAAUAUUCAGAACACACCUAUUUGACCCAGCGAAGGCUUUAAAAAAAAAAAAAAAAAUCCAAGAACACAGUUCAUUUUCAUCACCUCUGGUAUUCAGAAGGGGCUUUUAAAAAAAGCCUGUAUGCUGGGAUACCCAUUAGAACCAUUUUCUAUAAAGGUUGCCAUGAACUGCACUUUUUGGGGUGGGAAAGGUGAAUGCCAACGUGGGGAUGGGAGGGAUGGAGGGUAGCAGGGACAUACCACAGAAGGUGGAUUUAUGGCUGUGGGGGAGGAGAGUCUGUAGCAUAAACCUUAUCCCACCAGCCACGGGAUUUAAGAAUUAAAAGAAGUGCAUGUGAAGAAUGGUUGCCAUUGUUCUAUCUAGAUUGACAAGGUGUCAAUUUCUCUGUAGGUUGUGACUUUAAAAAUAAAUUAUUUAAGGGUUAUGCUGCAUUAGUAUUUCUUAGAGGGAAUUGUUCCUUAAAGCUAGGAAAGGGAGUAGGCAUGUGUUGGCACAGGCUGUUAAAUAGAAGCAAUGAAGUCUGUUAUGCUAAUAGUAGUACGUGUUAAGAUUGCUUUUCUUUAACGUUUUCAUGGUUACACAUAUUUAGAGCACCGUAUUUUAUUUGUCCUUUUUUGUUAAGAAAAUUUAGCAUUUCUAAAAGAAAAGCAACCCCAUUUCAUAUUGUCUGUUAAUUCCGACACAGCUUGUAUAUUUUAGUCAUUUGUAAAUCUCUUCAUACUGUAGUGUUUUCUCCUUUUUUAAGGACUGAUACAGUAUCCUAAUUACAAGGUUAUUUUGUACUUGUCUUAAUUCCUUGAGUGUAAUAAAAAUGGCUUAAGAAAA